CAUCAGUAAGUGAAAUGACCGUUUUAAUUGAAAGAAUUUCCUGAAGUACAUUAAUGCAAACAAGGAAUUUUAUGCUGUUGUGUAUGAAGCGAGCUCUUACCCACGUUAAAGCUUCGCUUUGAAUAUGUUUUCGCAAUGGCAUUCUACGACGACCGCAAGUUCCUACUAUCCCACAUCCACCACUCUUUCAUCACUUGCGAUGACACGGGAAUGUGCGAAAUGGCCAUGCUCAACGAAGUUGUCACCGACAAAGGCCUACAGAAGUCGGACAGCGAAGACGAAAAUCCGGAAGUCAAAGUACUCGACUACUAUUCUGGUGCCCUGGAGUCGGAGCUCUUGGAAGCUGGUCAGUCCUAUGACAUCGUAUCCGGAAUGGGUUUCAUAGGAGGACAUCGAUACAGGUCGAACACGGCUCAAAGACUGGAAAGACUGAAGAAAGAACGCCAAGUUCAAGCCAAGAUAACUCAUGUUCAAUGGAAAGAGUAUCCUUCAGAACUGAAUGAAAAUGAGUUGUCUGCACUUUUUCCUAAAAAAGAUGUUUCUAAAAAGGAACAUAAGCCUCCUUCAAAAUCUGCACUCAGUGAAGCCUUAGCAUCAUGUCCCGCUACUCCUAAUAAUCCCUUCAAUGAAUAUGCUCAUUUUGAUGGAAGGCUCAAUCGUUCUACACCAUCAAAGAAGAUCAUUAUUUAUUUAACUAUGUUACCGGAAGCAGAAGCCAGUUAUGGAAUGGAAGUAGUCUGUGUAUCAAGUGCUCGAGUUCAGGAAUUGAUUGGACUUGUUUGUUGGAUGUACACAAAUGAAGAAUAUAAGCCAGAGUUAAAGCCCUCAGUAUCAAAUUAUUGUUUGAAAAUUGCAGAAGAAACUGGUGAAGUGGAUGAAGAUUUUCCUAGUUUAGAUGAUAAUGAAUAUGUUGGAAAAUUUGGAUUCCCUUUUUUGGCAUUGGUAGAAAGGCAAACGAAAAACUCUCUGUUUGUGACAAUGCAUAUUGAAGAUGAACAAACAAAAUUUGAAGUAUCCGGUUUAAACUUAACCUUGAGAGAAGUUGCUGACCUGGCUAGCCAAAGAGUGUUUGUUAAAGAAUCAAAAGCAUACCACAUUGAAAAGUUGGAUGAGCCCGGAGUUGCUAUUCCUCUUGAUAGUAAAUUAUCAAAUUUCAAAUGUCUGGUGUUUCGAUUGGUAUUUGAAGAUAAUGUCCGCAAACAAAGAGAGACAGAGAUUGAUGAAUAUGAUGCACAUAUGAAAGCUGUUGAAGCACCUUUGUACAGAACUUUUAAUGUUUCAUUCUGUCAAAAGAUGGGAAUGAAUUAUGAUGUCCAAUUAGGAAUAUCAGGUGAAAAAGUUGAGAUAAACCCAUUGCCCCCCAAAGGUGCAGCUAAAUUAUUAAGUAGACAGCAGAAGCCUGCCAUUUACUAUAUGGAUUGUAUCGCUGCUUGUGAAAUAGUGUCUAAAAGAUAUAAUCCAGGUAAAUGCAUUUUCAAGCUGGUGUAUAAAAAUGACUCUGAGUUUAAAAAACUCACAUUUGAAACAGAUACACAUGCUGCUCAAGACAUAGUGAAGAAAGUGCAAAUAAUUCUAGAAAUGCACUCAAGCAAUACAUGUAAAGAAUACCAGUUAUACAGAGAAAAGAAACUUCAGAAAAGAGUUCAGAAAUCACAACGCAGUUUCAGCAAAUCAUGACAU
Messenger RNA from Uloborus diversus, 1680 nucleotides. RefSeq names its product target of rapamycin complex 2 subunit MAPKAP1-like (gene Sin1). Gene Ontology annotation, cellular component: TORC2 complex; plasma membrane; cytoplasm. The transcript is spliced from 11 exons. Lineage: Eukaryota; Metazoa; Arthropoda; Arachnida; Araneae; Uloboridae. The record is from RefSeq and is a predicted model, not a curated record. Gene Ontology annotation, biological process: TORC2 signaling. Gene Ontology annotation, molecular function: phosphatidylinositol-4,5-bisphosphate binding. Bases 136 to 1677 code for a protein of 513 amino acids.